AUGACUGUUUUGUACAUAGGAAAAGGAGUGCUGUUUUUAACAGAAAUUCUCAUAGCUAUGAAUCGUUUCACAGUUUUCCGUUUUCCAUUCCAUCAUCAGCAGCUGUGGUGCCAAACGUCUAUUAUUAUCGUAUGCGUAGCAGUUUGGACAAUCUCCAUCAUUGCGUCGCUGCCAUUUGUUUUCAGCAGUGAUCGUGUAAAGUUUGUAUUUGCACCAAAUGGUAUUCUUCAAAUGUAUGGGGGCACUGCUUACGACUCCAUUCAUUCUGUCGUGUUACUAUCUCUCGUUGUGAUUAUUUGUACUACACUUUACUGCAGCGCACUACGGUACACUCGCAACAAUCUCACCUCGAGCAAGCUAACGGUACUGGAUCGUAAUCUUUUGUUAUGCGCUCUAUUCUCAGCUCUACCCAUUUUGGCUGAGUUGGUGAGAAGUGUUAUUGGCGGAUAUGCUACACUUUUUGAAAACAAGGCGCUUUACGCUAUUGUUACGGAAUGGAGUCUUUAUCAAAUGGAAAUUAUCGUUACUUUACCGGCAUGGCUGCAGCUGUUAAUCAAUGUGAACUUACGGUGCAUUGUGUUUGGCACUUUGAAGAAAAGCAGCACAACCCGAGAAACUCAGAGAACUAGAACUUCCGUACAUGCAUGGAGAUAG
Molecule: messenger RNA, 654 nt
Organism: Cylicocyclus nassatus
Lineage: Eukaryota; Metazoa; Nematoda; Chromadorea; Rhabditida; Strongylidae
Source: the annotation of a GenBank genome assembly